This is a messenger RNA of Myotis davidii, 983 nucleotides long. It is a transcript of the gene LNP1, whose product is annotated as leukemia NUP98 fusion partner 1. Bases 213 to 752 code for a protein of 179 amino acids. The transcript has 4 exons. Lineage: Eukaryota; Metazoa; Chordata; Mammalia; Chiroptera; Vespertilionidae. The record is from RefSeq and is a predicted model, not a curated record.
UAAAUAGACAUUUCCCGGGGCUGCCUGAUGGUGAAGGGGUUGUUUAGUAAAUCUUUCUCCUUUUAAGGAUUCAUUUUCGGAGACCAUUUGAAAACACCAGUUUCUUUUUUGUCUUUGGGGAGAUCCUAGGUUUCAUCAAGUCAGCUGAGUUUGACAAUAUUCCUCUCUGCCAGAUUUAGAGACAGGCCUUGGCUAUUUUGAAUCACCUCUCCAUGGAGCACAGAGAUGAGGAUGAUGAUGAUGAUGUGUCUUUUGCCAAGUGGAUGAGCAGCUUCUGGGGUCACAGCUGGAUAGAGGAGGAUGAGAGAGGACUCCGGGCCCGCCGAGGAUCACAGGACACCAGCUACAGGAAAGCUUCCCUGCCCUGCCCAUUUCCUUUUCUUCCCAGAGUCACAUCAUAUGACAGCCAUCCUAGAAGGCAUUCUCAUGAGGACCAGGGAUUUCGAUGUCGUAACCACAUGAGAGAUUACAGAAAACGCUCAGAGGAUGGGCCCUUCAAGGACCCAUUGGAAUCAAACAGAAGAUCCCAUUCCAAAACUCGGGCAUUUUCAGAGUCCUUUGAACAACAACUGUGCUUUGGAACCAAACGCUCUCUGUCUUUGGGACCUGAGAGCAGGAAGGAAAGAAAUGAAAGAGAAAGCCUGCGGAUAGAGACAAGAUCCCGGGAGAAAGUGAGGGAAAGAAGGAGCUCUAGGAAGGAGGAGCAUGGGGAAGCAUCCAUGGUUCCUCUCUUGGAGAAAGGACCCAAAUAAGACUUUGUUUCCACUUUAGGACGACAGAUGCUGCUGCGGUUUUUGAGUUCUGUAUCCUAUGCUGGGGGUGGUAGCUGUAAAAAACUGUCUGCAAUGCUGAGUGAUGGAAGUGGGUGCUGGUUGCACUGCUCCCCAAGAAGACUGCAUCAUUCUCCAGCUCUGGCACCUAAGUUGAGAGUUUGAUUUUGUUGUCCUUUUAUGAGAAUCCUAUAUAAUAAAAGGCUAAUAUGC